Capsella rubella is the source of this 1501-nucleotide messenger RNA. RefSeq names its product AMSH-like ubiquitin thioesterase 3. NCBI's taxonomy places the organism in Eukaryota, Viridiplantae, Streptophyta, Magnoliopsida, Brassicales, Brassicaceae. Gene Ontology annotation, molecular function: metallopeptidase activity; protein binding. The record is from RefSeq and is a predicted model, not a curated record. Gene Ontology annotation, biological process: protein K48-linked deubiquitination; protein K63-linked deubiquitination. Gene Ontology annotation, cellular component: membrane; endosome.
UUUCCUUAAAACGACAGAGUUUUCAAGUCCUGUCCGACUCUUACGUUUCCUUAGCCAGCGCCAUUGAUCUGUGCGAUUUGAAAUCGGAAACUCGGAUACGGUGAGAUGAAGAUUGAUCUGAAUAAAGUGGCUCGUAAGAUCGAGGUGGAUAAUCGUAUCCCUCUCCGUAACUACUACCGCAUCGCCGAUAAUCUCCUCCGACAGGCCAGCAUAUAUCGCGACGAGAAGAAUGUCGUAGAUUUGUAUAUCAUGCUUCUUAGAUAUUCAAGUUUGAUUUCUGAAACCAUUCCUUUCCAUCGAGAUUACCAGGCAUCGCUUCCACAAGAAAGACUUGGGAGUAGGAAGAGGUUGCGUGCUGUAAUCAAUGAGCUCGAGUCUCUGAAACCCGAAUUCAACCGGCUUGUAGAUAAGCUAAACAGAGCUGAGGAGGAAUCUCACAGGGUUGGAAAUGACCUCCCAGUUGUAUCAUAUAGUUCAGAUGCUGUUGAAUGGCCUCCUGCCCACAAAGCUUCAUCAUACUCCAGUCAUGAUAUCAACAAGGCAGCCUUAUCGACAUCACAACCAUCCUGGACGUAUAACAAUAAUAUAACUUCAUCUUCAAAUCGUACACCAAUUGAUCAGCAAUUCCAGAAGCUAUCAUUUGAUUUUCUGCCUCCGAACCAAGCAACCUUGUCUAGACAUUCAUUUUUAGGUCCAAAUGGUCUUAAAAGUCAGUGGGUUGCACCCACGUCGGAGAUAAAGGUUCAGUAUCCGAAUAAUACCGAUUGGGGUUCUGCUGAAAAUUCAGGUUUGAUUGAAGCUGCACCGAGUGGUUCCUCAACAUCACUUAAUGGUGAUUCUCAAGAGGUUGCAACGCUGAACUCUGUGCUCUCCUUAGAUGAUGGUCGAUGGCAGCGUCAUUCUGAGGCAAUAAAUUCCCAAUUUAUUAGUGACGCGACUGAAGACCCCUUUCAGUUUGUUGGUAUGAGGCAACCUUCCCCUCCUCCUGUGCUUGCCCAAGUGCAUCAAGAGCGAGCCCAAAUUUGCCCAUCUAAAGUUGCUGAUCCUAGACCAGGACCUGCAAUUUCUGCUCUAGAAGGAAAAGAGGGCAGUAAUACUUAUCAGCAUUUGCAUGUUCCGGUGCGGAUAAUGGAUGAUUUCCUAAGGCUAGCUCGGUCAAAUACAGAAAGGAACUUAGAAACUUGUGGAAUACUUGCUGGCUCUCUGAAAAACAGGGUUUUUCAUAUCACUACUCUCAUAAUCCCAAAGCAGGAGUCCACCUCUGAUUCCUGCCAAACACUAAACGAAAGAAAUUUUCGAAGUACAGGACAGACUCUCUCUAUUUCCCUUGGGUUGGAUUCAUACACACCCUACUCAAACUUGCUUCAUGUCAUCGGUUGAUCUUCAUACACACUAUUCCUAUCAGAUAAUGUUACCAGAAGCAGUUGCAAUUGUAAUGGCUCCAACAGACGAAUCAACACCUCACGGGAUAUUCCAUCUCUCAGAUCCAUCAGGCGUAUCC